AUGGUUGCUAUGGACGCAACUGCCUUUGAAAAUGCAACCAACCAGACCAGCGCGCUGCCAAGCUACGCUGCAGUUGCUGUUGAGAACUGCACGGACGACGUGCACGGACUCAGGAAAUCCUACCUGCCACCCUUGUAUGGCAUGAUCUUCUCCGUGGGAUUCCCAGGCAACAUCAUGGCGAUUUGCGUGUACACAUUCAAGAUGAGGCCCUGGAAAAGCAGCACCAUUAUCAUGUUCAACUUGGCCUGCACAGACCUCCUGUACUUAUCCAGCCUUCCUUUCUUGAUUCACUACUACGCCAAUGGAGAGCAUUGGGUCUUUGGAGACUUCAUGUGCAAGUUCAUCCGCUUUGGUUUCCACUUCAACUUGUACAGCAGCAUCCUCUUCCUGACCUGCUUCAGCAUCUUCCGAUACAUUGCAAUUGUCCACCCAAUACAGUCUUUUUCCGUUCGGAAAAAGGCAUGGGCUGUUGCGGCCUGCGUUGCAUCUUGGGUAAUAUCGCUGCUGGCCAUGGGUCCUCUCAACUUUUUGUUUACUUCGACGAUGGAGGAGAACAAAUCUCUUUGCCUCGACCUUACCAGUUCUGAAAACGUGGAUGUUAUCCGGUGGUACAACUGGUUUUUAACUGGCCUGGCCUUCUACUUGCCAUUAAUAACGGUGACACUUUGCUACACUGUGAUCAUCUAUACCUUGGCUACAGGGCCCCACACUCAAAACCCUUAUAAGCAGAAGGCUCGUAGACUUGCAUUUUUCCUCCUGGUAGUCUUUUAUGUGUGCUUUCUACCUUUCCAUAUUUUUAGGGUUGUUCGGAUUGAACUAAGGCUGUACCGAGUCAGCUGCGAUAUUGAGAACCAUAUCCAUGCUGCCUACAUUCUAUCCAGGCCGCUGGCUGCCCUGAACACCUGUGGAAACUUGUUACUUUACGCCAUAAUCAGCGAUAAUUUCCAGCAAGCCGUUCAGUCUCUUCUGAGAUGCAAGUUGAGCCACUUAAUGCAACAGACAGGGGGUAGCAGUGACUUCAAUAGAUCUGGGAUAUUAAAAUUGUGAACGGAUGCAUUUCUCUUCAGAAGCUCUGGUACCGGUUGUCUCCUAAAACAAGUUAGAAAGAGGCUGCACACAGCUGCCAAGUCUUAAGAGUGGCUUUUAUCAGGGGUGUGGAACCACCCUAUCUCACUCCAGAUGUUGUUGAACUACAACUCCCAUCUUCUCCGACCACUGCUCAUGCUGGCUGGGGUUGAUGAGAAUUGGAGUUGAGCAACAUCUAGAGGAUCACAGGUUCUCCAUCUCUGGCUCAUAUGAACCCGAUGAGUAAAGCAGCCUCAUAGGACAUGGGCUCUUCCAAGUGUCUUUGGGAAAGCCU
This is a messenger RNA of Podarcis raffonei (Aeolian wall lizard), 1360 nucleotides long. Its product is annotated as 2-oxoglutarate receptor 1-like. Gene Ontology annotation, biological process: G protein-coupled receptor signaling pathway. The transcript has a single exon. NCBI's taxonomy places the organism in Eukaryota, Metazoa, Chordata, Lepidosauria, Squamata, Lacertidae. The record is from RefSeq and is a predicted model, not a curated record. Gene Ontology annotation, molecular function: G protein-coupled receptor activity. The coding region runs from base 1 to 1047 and encodes 348 amino acids. Gene Ontology annotation, cellular component: plasma membrane.